AAAGUAGAAUUUAUGUUCUCCUAUUUGUAAACCCAAUUUUUCUCCCAAGUUUCAGAUAAUUUAGGGUUUUCAUUGAUCGCGAUCGAUAUGAAUCGUGCACUGCCUCCACCUCCUUCGUGUCACCCACCGGCACAGGCAGAGGAUGAGGAUGAGGAAGUGCCGUUUCCAAUAGCAGAGGAAACGGAUUCCCCGGCGCCAAAGAAGCAUAAACUAGGAGAUCAUGCCAAUAUCUCCGAUGAGGAGGAUGGUUAUACCAAUCCGAUAUUUAGGACUUGUACUGUCUACGAUUCGGAAGAAGAAAAUUAUUGCCCAGAUAUCCCCGGUGCCAAAAUGGAUAAACCUCUCUGGGAGAAAUACUGGAAACAGAUCAAGGAGAGCGAGGGAUUUGAUAUCACAGAUUGUCCUGGAGGGUGUUGGAUGACUACUAUUUGUCCCAUGCAAUACUACUUGAACUCUACUGAGAAUGUUGACCAGUUGAAGGGUUAUGCUGGAAAGGCACUUGAGCAUUACAACAGUAUUAAUGGCACUAGUUAUGAGGUCGAGAACAUUUUGAAGGUGAAUGGACAAGCUGUUGGUCGUUAUUUUGCUUACUAUCUUACCUUUUCUACCAAAAAUGGUGAGAAUGAUACUUUUCAAGCAAAGGUGCUGGAAGAUUUAGAUGAUUCCAUAGAGUGUCUUAUCGUCAGGCCUAAGGUUGCUACCAUGGGGUAAAGGAUGUUAUUUGAAUUGUUAGACAUUUGUUGGUGUUUCUUGUAAUGUUUUCAGCAUUUUGAUAUUCUAUCUAUAGUCUUAGUGGAAUGUGUUAUAUGAGUGUUGUAAAAGAUUAAUUUCAAGAACCUUAUAAUUUUUCUACACUCCUUGUCAUUUUAUGUGAUACUUUUGGUAUGUUGUUUGAAGUGUACACAAAUUUAACUUGUUGGGAAAGAAGACAUUAAGAUGAUGAUGAUAAAAAUCAAUUCACUUC
Molecule: messenger RNA, 964 nt
Organism: Solanum stenotomum
Lineage: Eukaryota; Viridiplantae; Streptophyta; Magnoliopsida; Solanales; Solanaceae
Product: UPF0725 protein At3g19520
Exons: 3
Coding region: 88-711 (207 amino acids)
Molecular function (GO): cysteine-type endopeptidase inhibitor activity
Source: RefSeq, a predicted model, not a curated record